AUACUACGUUGGUGCACUACAAUAGCGGAAGUUGUUGGUAGACAAAAUGUUUGUAACUUUACGUAAUGUAAAUGAAUGACUUUUAGCUAUCUUAUUUGCAAUUAGUAAAAUAUUCCUGUGAUGUGAGCGAUCUUACCGAAUAAAUGGAAAAUAUGAUUUACUGACGCAGUUUCAUCUGACUUUAUCACACAGGUUAGACGGCUUUGAAGAUGAGGCUGAAGCUGAAGCUGAAGACCGUGUUUGUGCUUUACUUCAUGGUCUCUUUGCUGGGGCUCGUCUAUGCCUUGAUGCAACUAGGCCAACGCUGCAACUGCACAGAACAUGACAUUAUUAAAGAUAGAACAAUUUCGCGAUUGCGGGGCGAUUUGCAAAAAUUGCAAGAAGAGGUGAAGAGAUCUGACACUACUAAAGCUCCCAAGAAGACCCAUCUUCCCACCAUUUAUGUCAUAACGCCCACUUAUGCCAGGUUGGUGCAGAAGGCGGAGCUGAUGCGCCUCUCACAGACAUUCCUGCACGUGCCUCAGCUCCACUGGGUCGUGGUGGAGGACGCGGACCAGCCCACGGCGCUGGUGCGCAACCUGCUCGCCGAGUCUGGCCUGACCUACACACAGCUCCACAUCCUCACCCCCAAGGACCGGAAGCUUCAGGAGGGUGACCCCAGCUGGCUGAAGCCACGUGGUGCAGAGCAGAGGAACGAGGGCCUGCGCUGGCUCAGGGAGAUGGGCUCGGCCAGCAGGGGGCAGCACGGAGCUGCUGUGGAGAACGCAGUGGUGUACUUUGCGGACGAUGACAACACAUACAGUCUGAAGUUGUUUGAAGAGAUGCGGUACACUCAAGGUGUGUCCGUCUGGCCCGUCGGCUUAGUGGGCGGAAUGCGCUUCGAGAGUCCGGUAGUGGAUGGUGGAAAGGUCGUCCGCUUUCACACCGGCUGGCGCCCCAAUCGUCCAUUCCCAAUUGACAUGGCUGGCUUUGCUGUGUCUUUGCACCUUGUUCUGACCAAUCCUGAUGCCGUGUUUGAUGGGGAUGCUCAGAUGGGCUUCCUGGAGAGUAGCUUCCUGCAGGGAAUAAUUACGAUGGAGGAGCUCGAGCCAAAAGCAGAUAUGUGCACUAAGAUUCUGGUGUGGCAUACUCGCACCGAAAAGCCAAAGAUGAAGAGGGAAGAUGCAUUGCAGAAGCAGGGUUUGGGCUCUGAUCCUAAUGUGGAAGUGUAAAAUGCUCCUGUAGCUCUUCAUGUGCCAUCACAUUCCUGCCCUCUCUCAUCCAGCCACUACUGCAGAUGGCCACGUGGUGGAACACUUAAGGCGUACUCACACUACGCUAUCCGUACUGUGCCCGAGUACGUUUGACCGCCAAAGUUUGGUUCGUUUGACCACUGUGAUCGCUCCGUACCGUACCUGGUACGGAGUGGUACACGGUACGGUUGGACUUGUGACUGGACGCGCCUAUGCAAAGAUUCUAGAGCACAGCAGCUUGACCGUGCCUGGGUACAGUUUGAUAGUAUGCAGUGUGAGUGCGGACUAAGAACGGGAGAGAACCGUACUCCGUCACGGUACAAGUGAACCGUGCCCAGUGUGAGUACGCCCUGAGGAGGAGGAAGGUCAUGAACGCAUGCUGGGGAACAUGAACAAGAACUCGCAUGUUAUUAUGCCAAACAGGUUAUAGUGUUUUUAUCAAGUCCUGUAGUUGCAGAUGCAUAUAAGAAAAUGUCACUAAUACAGAGGCAUUCCCCUCAAAAUCAUAGUUAAAGGUUGUAUCAGCGAAAGCGGGGGAUACGUCACUUCUAUUGAUGUUCAAAUAAAAUAGAGAGCUAGCUCGCUACUUCCUCCCCCUCCCUCCUGUGCA
Molecule: messenger RNA, 1842 nt
Organism: Alosa sapidissima (American shad)
Lineage: Eukaryota; Metazoa; Chordata; Actinopteri; Clupeiformes; Clupeidae
Gene: b3gat3
Product: beta-1,3-glucuronyltransferase 3 (glucuronosyltransferase I)
Exons: 6
Coding region: 210-1211 (333 amino acids)
Biological process (GO): chondroitin sulfate proteoglycan biosynthetic process; carbohydrate metabolic process
Cellular component (GO): Golgi membrane
Molecular function (GO): galactosylgalactosylxylosylprotein 3-beta-glucuronosyltransferase activity
Source: RefSeq, a predicted model, not a curated record